Messenger RNA from Cyprinodon tularosa, 2720 nucleotides. RefSeq names its product heat shock protein family B (small) member 11 (gene hspb11). The transcript has 5 exons. Gene Ontology annotation, cellular component: centrosome; intraciliary transport particle B; cilium. The record is from RefSeq and is a predicted model, not a curated record. Lineage: Eukaryota; Metazoa; Chordata; Actinopteri; Cyprinodontiformes; Cyprinodontidae. Gene Ontology annotation, biological process: intraciliary transport. Bases 117 to 506 code for a protein of 129 amino acids.
AGAUUGCGUGUAUAAAGAGCGACGGGGUGGUUGGCGUGGCAACGGUGAAAGCUUGAGCUGUGUCUUAAAUCAAAAAGGAAAACACUAGUGGAACUGCGAUUGUUUAGAUCAUCGCCAUGAUUGAUUCUCCAGGUGCACAAAUUGUUUUAGCUUCAUCCAGCGACGAGAAUCACCCUCCAGGAAACAUCACUGACGGAAACAUUAAAACCUUUUGGAUGACCACUGGGAUGUUCCCUCAGGAGUUCAUCUUUCGUUUUGCUGAAACAACAAACAUCUCUGCAGUGACAGUGGAUAGCUACAACGUCAAGCAUCUAAAGAUAGAAAAGAAUACGUCACCAAGUGCUGCUCAGUUUGAGCCUGUCGUAGAGAAAGAGUUGGAGCGCACAGAGGGACAUCUUCAGUCCAAUAUUAUUUCACUAAAUGGAAGUGCAACCCACCUUCGCUUUAUCAUCACUGAAGGAUAUGACCACUUUAUAGCAGUUCACAGAGUCAGUGUAAAAAAUUAAAAAUCUGUUAUUUUUAUAACCCUUUAAGUUAACAUGUAUAUAAUAAAUGUAUAUGUGUAACACCAUUGUGCAUACAUUUAAAUGUGAAUAGUAAUCACCCUAAUCUUAUUGCAUCUUUCGACAAAUAAUUUAAUGUGAUGAAAUUAGUUUAGUUUGGUCUCUAUUUCAAAACUUUUUUACAUUUUCUUGUUAUGUAACAUUAUGGACUCACUUGUAAAGCAUUCUGUCCUGCAUUCCAGUGUCCCUGAUAAUUUCACAAGCUGAUAGUUGGCAAAGCUUUAGAUUAAAAGGUUUGGAUUGUGUUGAAUGGCAGACUUCCUUACAAAAGAAUGUCUUUCUCUCUGAGUGAGAGAUAGAGCUAAUUAACUUAUUUUCAGCAGCAGGGCUUUGAAUUUGCUUUAGCACUGUCCCCCCCCCCCCACCAACCUGCCUGCCCACCAGCCAGGAGCGAUAUCCUCCAACGUAAGGUUUAUCCUCCCUAUGGACCGCAGGAAUCAUUGGAUAUGCUGCUGGUGGUGGGCUUGGGAAACCAAAUGACUUCAUAGAAGCUGAAGCUUUAUUUAUGCCAACUAAUGUACCUAAGUCUUGCUCCUACAUCCCUCACACACACACACACACACACACACACACACAAACACACAUUAUUGCACAGAAACACCUCUCUCUCCUCAGUAUCAAACCCCAUUGCCGUUUCAACACGUCAGGAGCCAAAGGCUUCGGCGGCAUGCGAGGCCCCUUUGGGACUCAUCCUCCAAUUACUUGCUGACUGCAGAGGAGCUUGGGAAAUUUGCAAACCCUGUGUUUGCUAAAGCCCGGUCUGCAUACAAGCCUCUGUGUAAACUAAUAAAAUAUGAAAUACGUGCCUGAAUAACUAGCCCCCUGAUAUUUUGGAGCAACUAAUUGCUCAGGGAUACGGCAGGGUUAUAGCACAUUUGAGUAUCUGAGUGUGCAGUGAGUAAUGAGGGCAAGGUAGAAACUGAUACAGUGUUAUUGACUCAUUCAUUAUUUAAGUAUAGAGUAUUUACUAUAAUCCUAAAAGUGACUGUUUGGUGUGAAAUAGAUCAAACUUGUCCUUGGUCCAUUAUUUGUUUGAUGUUUAAGAUUAUGAAUGUUUUAUGUUUGCUGUCAGUGAAAUGAAAAAAGAAACAAACAAAAAAAUAAACCCAACAGAGAUCUUUAAUUUAAAUGCGAAGCAGGUCUGCAGCAGCACCACUCUGUAACUAAUGAAUUCAGACCUUUUUUGUGCUUAACUGUCAGCCGAUCAGGAGAAUCACAGCAGGAUAUGAGAGCAUCAUUAUCAUGUCACAGCAGGGCAGGCAGGGCCAAGUUACCACCGAGUGUCCUCUGACGGCUGCCUGUCCCAAUCAUCCAGGGACAUCUGCUAGGCAGAAUUUCUGUGAAAAGUGAUGCUGAUCGUGACCUUAUGAAGAAAAAAAAAACACCUCAGCUGAACUGCUUCUAAUUUGGGUUUUGAAACAUGAAACAAAGAAAAGUGCAAAAAUUCAAGUAAGGAUCAGCGUGCAGCAAAUGGGUCCGUGGAAAUUCUGUUGGCUACUUUGAGGGAAAAUAUCCGCAUCCUCACGACUCCUAUUUUCUUUCAUGCCAAACCAAUUUGUGUUAUCUCUUCAGUGUAUACCCCCCCACCCAACCUCAUUCAGUCGUUCGCCCCCCCUCCCUUCUUGUCACAAGCACCAACAAUGGGCCUUAAUUUGAUUUCGGCGUUGAUUUGGUCCCAUCAGCUCAUUUAUGACAGAAGCAGAGACGCAGCGAGUUGUUGUGUGAGGAAGGAAACGCUGCCAAAACGCAUUUACUACAUAAUUAGACAGCGAGGGAAACAAUAUUCUUACUUAAGUUCCAAGAGCAAUAGAGAAUGUAAUGAGGGACAAAGAGUCUUGUCAGAGAGAGGUUUGAGUAAGAUGACUUUUAGCAUUUGCUUGAAAAGUAGCAUUUUUUUUAAACCAUAAAACAAUUUCCUAUAUAGAAAUGGUCUAGGUCUAGAGGCACUAUUUGGUGACUCUCAACCAUUGGGACACGGACGACUCCUUGAGAUGCGGUUGCAGACAGCAUAUUUGGAAUAUUUAGGCCUCCAAACCCCAAAAACACCAAACCAUCAGCAAAGGUUAGAGGUGGGUGCAUCAAUGCACCAUACUGGCAGACAUUAUAUAACAACAAAAGAAAAAAAAAAUAUGGAAAAAUUUAAAGCAACAUUCUUGA